AAACUCAUUCAAACAUUCUCUUGAUCUUCAUUACAAAAUAUUAUAAACAAACAAUUAUUCUCGUUUUCUUAGCCAGGAAAAACAAUUAACCACCCUUUGUUUGUUAAUAUAAUUAACAAGUGAUCAUAAAAGAGAUUUCAUGGCAGCCAUUCAAUCUUCAAGUUUCUUGUGUAGCCAGAGAGGAAUUACAAAGGCUGCGAUAAAUAUUCCGAAAGUAAAUUUAAAUUCGGUUGCUCUGCCGAAACUUAAGAAUGCAAGAGUCUUUGUGCAAGACGUGGAGGUGAAGAGAAGCCAUGGUUACACCAGAACCAUCACUGAAAAAUCUGCUCAUGCUUGUGAUCCAGUUGUGAUGGAGAAACUUUACGCGAUCAUGGACGCUGUGGCGGAUAGAGUUGAGAUGCAUAAGAACAUUUGUGCCCAGAGAGCUAAUUGGAAUAGCCUUCUUUUAACAUCUAUCAAUACGAUUACUCUUUCUGCUGCCACAAUGGCUGGCAUUGCGGCGACUAGUACAAUUGGUUGUCCUGUUUUGGCAUUAAAAGUCUCCUCAACUUUGAUGUACUUGGCAGCCACAGGCAUGCUGGUGAUCAUGAACAAGAUUCAGCCGUCUCAAUUGGCUGAAGAGCAAAGAAACGCGACAAGAUUGUGUAAGCUGCUUCAUAACCAGAUUCAGACCAUGAUUGCUAUUGGGAAUCCAACAGCUCAUGAUGUUGAUGAAGCAAUGGAGAAAGUGUUGGCCAUUGAUAAAGCCUUUCCACUUCCACUACUUGGUAAAAUGAUCGAGAAGUUUCCGUCUUCUGUGGAGCCAACCGUGUGGUGGCCUAAGCAUAAAAGAGGCCAAGCUCAAGGGAUUCAAAGAAGUAAUGGGAAUGGAUGGAGUGAAAAAAUGGAAGAGGAAAUGAGAGAAAUUGUUAGUGUGGUGAACAAGAAUGAUAAGGCUGAUUACUUAAGGUUAGGAGAAAAGGCCUUAAAGAUAAACAAGGUGAUGGCAGUGGCUGGGCCUUUAUUAACAGGUUUAGCUGCUGUUGGGAGUGCCUUUGUGGGGAGUCCUUCCCAUGGCUCGUGGGCCGCGGUGCUUGGUGUUGCAGCCGGAGCUUUGGCUAGUGUGGUGAACUCAUUGGAGCAUGGUGGUCAAGUAGGGAUGGUGGUGGAGUUGUACAGAAGUAAUGCAGGAUUCUUCAAGCAAAUGGAGGAAGACAUUGAGUUCACCUUGAGUGAAACAGAUGUAGAUAGAAGAGAAAAUGGAGAGUUGUUUGAGAUGAAGGUGGCUUUGAAUCUUGGGAGAAGCCUUUCAGAAUUAAGAGAUCUUGCAACUAGUUCCAGGAGAUCAAAAGGAGAUGAUUUUGAAGAGUUUGGAAGCAAGCUAUUCUAAAAAUAAAGUCAGUAACUAUGGAACACCCUAAUUAAUUAGCUAGAGCCUUGUGAUUAAUCUUGUGUUUGUGUAGCAAAUCACAGAUUGUAUAUUGUGUAGAGAUCAUAUUUGUUCAUUGAUUACCAUCUAUUAACUCAUUCUUUUAUUGAAUAUAUCAUAUCCCUCGUAUAUAUCAACUUCACGAAGAUCAGUACAUAAGUAUUGUAUGUAGUGCAAUCCCAG
Messenger RNA from Daucus carota subsp. sativus, 1591 nucleotides. RefSeq names its product probable F-box protein At4g22030. The transcript has a single exon. The coding region runs from base 140 to 1369 and encodes 409 amino acids. NCBI's taxonomy places the organism in Eukaryota, Viridiplantae, Streptophyta, Magnoliopsida, Apiales, Apiaceae. The record is from RefSeq and is a predicted model, not a curated record.